This is a messenger RNA of Sphaeroforma arctica JP610, 2028 nucleotides long. RefSeq lists its product as hypothetical. Lineage: Eukaryota; Ichthyosporea; Ichthyophonida. Bases 231 to 1592 code for a protein of 453 amino acids. Gene Ontology annotation, molecular function: protein binding. The record is from RefSeq and is a predicted model, not a curated record. The transcript has a single exon.
GUUUUGAUGUUCCAUCAGACGCCUCUAUUAGAUAUAGAAGAGGUAUUAGAAUAGUGGUAAACUGUUUCACCAAGAGCUGUAAUUUAAGCAUAAAUUUUACGCAUCCCGGGUAGAGAAGUUAGUGCACCUGACAAUUGAUUGUUAAUUGUCGACUCCAUGCUAAUCUACCCUAACCCUAACUCUAUCCGUUGCAACUACUAAUACGUGCCGUACAAAGUAUUCACACCUAUAUGAUGCAGAAGUCAAUCACUAGACACUCCACUAUGGAGCCUAGUAAAACUUUUUCCGACUUGAAUCCCUGUGCACCCUCGUUCCAAAUCUCUGCAGAGGAACGUAGGCGAAAUCGGUACUCUGUCGACUGUGUUGACUUCAGUGUCCUUAGCACAGACGCUGGCGCUGAGGGGUUCCUAAAGUACCUACGCCUCAAAAAGUAUAUUCCUUUGCUUGCUGAAAAGGGUGUGAGCUUUCUUCAACUUCUUGCCAUGAACGAGAAAGACCUGUACGAGCUCGGAAUCGUCGCAGAUGGGCCUCGCAUGCGCCUAUUGAAAGCUAUAGCCAGGUACCAUCUUUUCCAGGCCAGCAAAUGGGACGGGGAAGGUUCUGCAUCUGCUGACGAUACUACAGGCGACCUCGACAGCGAUACUAUCACCAGCCCCGCCAGCACACCCAAGAAUAGAGCCUACAUCGCAAAUGUGGCAAAUGGACCGGGUAGUAUGACGACUAACGGUUCGUUUGUAGACUUGCAUUCAGCUGUGCAGUCUAUUCCAGCGACUGCGUACCAAUUCUCGGGCUCUGCAUCUGCAAGCACAUCCACGCCUGUGAGUAGGUCAUCAUCCCAGGCCAGCUUACAUGCACAUAUGCCUGCUUCUUUUGUACCCAAUCCCGGGAGUGUUUCGCAACAUCCGUCUUCGAACGGUGCCGCUUUUAUGCAGGCUAGCUUACAGCCGGUACGCGAGGUUGCGAUCGACUCUAGUGGCAACACCAUCACCUGGAACAUUCCCUUCCAGUCGACCACCAGUGCAAAUCUCCUUGGAAUGAAUGACAGAUUCAUGAACGACCAGAUGCAGCGCAAAUCGUCUGCACCUCAGGUGUUUGGCUCUCUGGGCAACAGUACUAGAGAUCUGCCCAACAUGGACGUAUGGCGGCAUCAAUCGCGCCAUGAUAGUCUGAGUGUGGGCAAUCUCCAUCUGACCUCAGGGCCGGGUACCGGUAUGGGUACCGGUAUGAGUGCCAUGUCAGGUUACGGUAGUUGUGGUUUGACCGACCAAAGCACUACCCUUUUGAAUAGCACUCGCAGUAGCAGUAGUACAAUCUUCAGCAGUCGGCGUAGAGGGUCGAGCCUGUACUUGCACAAGAUGUGGGAGGAUCCAAACACUGAGCUUUCUGCGCCCAGAAAGAGUAUGGUAGGGGAAAGCUUGAACAGCUCGCCUGUUAGCCAGAGGUAUGAGAACGACCCCAGUACCUCUGUAAGUGAAGAAGAGCAUGCCGGCGAUGGGGAAGGCGAUGAAGUUGACCUAACUCAUGGCGAGGGGGUGUAUGAACUUCAAGCUCAGAUUGUUGGAAAUAUCAUCUUCGACUUGGUCAACGAGUAAUGAGAUAAAUGACGGGCGACGAUGAUGUUGUGAAUGGAAGGCAUCAACGUUAGCGUAUACGCAUAGCAAGUUCAUCAUUGGGGAACAGAAAGCGUCAGAAGACGCGUUUUAUAUAAUCGGACUUCGUGUUUUAUACCGAAACAUGGGGGUAUAUCUACACAUCACCAAUUCACAAACCAAAUCGGCAUGAAUGAGCCUUCGUCGUGUCGGCUUUAUUUGCUGUAUAAGAAUUUAGCAAACACUGGAUUUUUCUUAUCAGUCUCCGCGACAACUAUACAGCAGCACACAAGGUAUCAUAUUUGUCAACGGAACUAGGACGUCCAUUUGUAAUGGACUCACAGACGUUGGCGUUGGCGCAAUGUAAAAGUGGAGCUGCACUGUGUGCACCAUUUCUCGCUGUCAUGCCUACUACCAAAUAUUUAUGUAAUAAAGAGCA